This is a messenger RNA of Beauveria bassiana ARSEF 2860, 1551 nucleotides long. RefSeq lists its product as uncharacterized. The record is from RefSeq and is a predicted model, not a curated record. The transcript has 11 exons. The coding region runs from base 1 to 1551 and encodes 516 amino acids. Lineage: Eukaryota; Fungi; Ascomycota; Sordariomycetes; Hypocreales; Cordycipitaceae.
AUGCAGCUCACUCAUUUGUCUCUUGCCCUUGGGCCUGCUCUGCUUCACAUGGCAGCAGCUGCACCGGCCGACGAGCCUCUGGGCAACCAGAAUACGAACGAAGCUUAUGGUCUUUUGACCAAAGGGCAAGGCUACAACACUUUCCUUGAAAAGGGCAGAAUUGUUGACGCCGUCAUCUGGCCCAAGAACAAGAAGAGAGCCGAUUCAGAUGCACCUGAGAACACCCAAAACGAGAUUGGUUUCGACUUCGUGCCUCCCACCACCGGCUUGGACGACUUUGCGGGUAUCGAUGCGGCGGAGUACUUUGAGGCCCCCAAGCCCGAAGAGGUCGAGGCCCGUAUCGCUGAAGAGUUGAAAAAGUUGAAAGAUGAGAAGAGGAGGAAGAAAGAGGAAAAGAAAAAGUUGCUUGCGUCGAACAGCCUGCAAUCUCGCGCCGAGGACCCAAGCUGCCCGGGUACGGUGCACAAGGAGACCAAGUUUAUCGAAGACUACAAAACCUACCUGAAGACUCUCGGUAUUGGCGGUGGCGCUACCAUCUCAGGCUGGGGUCAGAGUGCUUCUGUCUCUGGUAAUUACCUGGACCAGGCCAAGUUCAACAAGAACAGCUUGACAUAUAUCGCCGUUAUCAAUGUUGAGAGACAGAACACUGAACCUGGCGGAUUCCAGUUUAACACGGCGAGAUACAAGGCUGGAAGAUUUGCCAAAGACUUUGGUGACCGCUGGAUUCAUGGCUUCAAGACUGGUGGCAGGAUGGUUGCUCGCGUCACGUUUACUGCCACGGAUGACACCAAGUCAACGGACCUGAAGGCAAAUGCCAAGACGGCAUUGAGCUUCUGGGGUGUCAAGGGUGACUUGACCCUCGACGUCAAAAAGGGCAUGGAAGAGGUUAACAAGCACACUACUGUCGAAGUUUCACUCUUCUACCAGGGCGAGUUGGGUGCCAUUAUGAACAAGGAAAAGUCCCCCAAGGACAUUUCCUUUGGAUCUGCAGAAUCAGUACUCAGCCAGGUUAAGACGUGGGCUGACAAGUUUGAGGACUAUGUCUGCAAGCAAAACUUUGCAUACGGUCCCCUUCUGGAUGAGUACGACGUGGUCCCAGGCUUCAGUGACCUAGACGACGUGGAGGUUCCUGAUUACGACUUCGUGUCUCUCUAUUCUAUUGAGAUUCUGUCCCUUAUGGUGAAGAUUGAAGAGCAGAAGAAUAUCCUAGUCGCUUCCAAGGAAAUUGACGACACCAAGAAGAGUGAAAUCACGAGGGACGCCCUCCAGAUGAUCGGUGAAGGCAAGAAAUGGGUCAAAUCGGCUGGUCAAGAUCCGGAAAAGGCUGCUCCAGAGGCCGCGAAAGUCAUGACAUCUCUUGGCACCAAUUUCAUCAACAAGUACAAGGCAGACGUGACCUUGGCGCUCAAGGUCAAUGAUCCAGCCGGCUUUGCGAAAUGCAAGAAGCUUGCGAACCAAAAGACUGUAGAGUGUGUCAGAACCCACGGCAAAUCUCAAGAAGGUCAAGAUGUGUUUGAGUUUUGCGCCAAGCUAGCUGGAGCUUUGACAUGA